CCUCCUCCUCCUCCCCUCCUCCUCAUCGUCGUCGUCGCCGUCGUCGCCGUUCGCAGGCAGAGCAGCCGCUAGACGGGCCCCAAUCGCAGUCGGGUUCACACUCGCAGUCGCAGUCGCAGUCGCUGGUGCGUGGAGCAUCAGCAGCUUCCGAGGCAGAGACCGAUGUCGCCAGAUCUGGCUCCCCCGCCGGCUCGGACAGCUCUGGGUCGGGGUCGUCGUCGGCGGCAGCAGCGGUGGCGGCCGUCGCCGCCAUGCAAGAGCGGAGGCGGAACCAGCAGGCAUCGCUGCGGCUGUGGCAGGUCAUCAACGGCGGGUUUUUGGCUACGAGCUGGGACUGAUGAUUGCGCUGAGCGUGGCCGUGGCCGACGGGACGGGUAAGGCCUGCGACGUGCCGCUCAUCCGGUGGGCGGUGGCACAGCUCGUGCUUGCUGUCCUCUUUGUGCUCAACACCACCGCCAUGCAGGUUGCCCUGCAUCUCUUCCCGAUCGAGCGCGUCGAUGAGGGCGAGACUGACGAGCCGGACACAGCCUCGAUGCGGCUGCUUUCGGCAUCGUAUUCGUUCGGGCGGAUGCUCAACCUUGUCUUUGUGGUCCUCUUCUUUAUUCAGCUUGCGUGGGUCAUCCGCGCCUCGUCGUGCCACACCACCGCCCCGGUCAUGUACCGGGUGGCGUACGUCACGCUCUUCAUUCACGGAUCGUUCCUCGGCCUCCUCGUCCUCGCCUGGUGCUGCGGUAUGGGCAUCCUCACUGUUUACGUCAUGCUCCAGCCCGAUGCACAGUUUGGCUACGGGCCCGACGCCGCGCCGCGGCUCGAUCCACGGACAGGCACCAUGAUGGGCUGGCUCGGCGGGAGCAGGGUCAAGGUCACCUCGCCGGCCAUCGUUGACGCUCUUGCCGUCGAACGCUACACCGAGGGCAUGUUUGACGACCCCGAGGAUGCGCAGUGUGUCAUCUGCCUCUGCGAGUACGAGCCUCACGACGAGCUCAUCCGACUCGCCACUUGCGUCCAUCACUUUCAUGCCCCCUGCAUCCGCGAGUGGCUCACAAAGUCCUCGCGCCGCUGUCCGCUCUGCAACCAGCCAGUCGAGGACUCGGCCGCCUCCUCCUCGUCCUCCUCGUCGUCGUCGAAUCUCACCGCUUCCUCCGUCUCGUCGUCGUCAUCGGGCCCGAGCGCCUUGCUCCGCCCGGCUCGCCGCACAUCACUCCCAUAACCAUGUCUUUUACCGGUGCAGCCGCCGCCGCGACAAGAUGUCGCGAGUAAAGGCCGACUCUUCACG
Molecule: messenger RNA, 1276 nt
Organism: Thecamonas trahens ATCC 50062
Lineage: Eukaryota; Apusomonadida; Apusomonadidae
Exons: 1
Coding region: 338-1210 (290 amino acids)
Biological process (GO): protein ubiquitination
Molecular function (GO): ubiquitin protein ligase activity
Source: RefSeq, a predicted model, not a curated record